AUGCUACAUUUUCUUUUUUUUUGUUUUUUCACAAUUCAUGCAAGAAAAAUAAUUAGCGAUGCGAUCUCAAUAGUACCAACAACCACUCAAUCAAUAACCAUGGCUGAAUUAAAACAAGUAUCAUUUCCUCCAGAAGUAUUAGCGAGAAUUGCACCUGACGUGUCCUUACAAAGACAUUUAUCCAUAGGUAUCAGACCAAAUUUACGAAACUUUACGGAAUUCAAGCCAAUUGAAGUAUCAACCACUACUCAAUUUCAGGAUAAUAAUGACAAUGUGUUUGGAUCUUCAAUCAUUAAAAGUGGAUCAACUACUAUCAUCAAUACAAUCACUUUAGGAAUAACAGAAAAUUUUUAUAACAAACAACCAGAAUAUUCAACUGUAUACCCAUGUGUUGAAAUAUUACGUGGUAGAUCCGGUGCCCCUACCGAUGAAGAAAUGAUAUUAUCUCAAGAUUUGUUUGACACUAUACGUCACAAUAGAAUCAUUACUUCUGACAGCUUAAAGAUUGAGAAUUUGGGUAUUUCUGUUAAGGAUGAACAAAACGAUAACCAAGAAGUAAUUUACUAUCCUGACUUGAACCCUGAACAAUGGCAAUAUAUUAAUCUUACUAGUCAUCAUAACAAAGCAUACUCGUUUGUAUUAUUGUCCAAUAUUAAAGUAUAUUCACAAAGUACGUCAACCAACUCCUUGUUUGAUUUGUGUUAUUUGUCUAUACUUGAAAGUUUGAAAUCAUUAAAGUUACCAAGAUGUUAUGUAUCUGAAAGUUUCACCACCAAAGUUUCUAUGAAGUCACGUAGAUCAAACACAAGAGGUUUGGUUAAUACAAACAAAGCUAAUUUGAAUAUUGAUUUGAAUGAAGCAUUAUAUGACAAAUUAUCAUUAAACUUAAAAGACGGUGCCAUCGCUAGUAAUUUUGGGGUUAUUGCAAAUGAAGAUAAAGUUAUCUUAUUAAGUGAUUUAGAAGGUGAGGCCGAAGAGACAUCUGUGGUAUCGAGAUUAUCCAUAGUUAACAAUAAUGAAACCAUUAACAAGAUUAGUUUAAUUAAUGGUGAUCCAAAUAGUGAAAUCACAUUAGAGAUUUUAAAAGAAGCCAUUGAAAUCAGUAAAAGGAGAAGCCGAGAACAAGGCCAAAAGGUAUAG
This is a messenger RNA of Candida tropicalis MYA-3404, 1140 nucleotides long. RefSeq names its product exosome non-catalytic core subunit. Gene Ontology annotation, cellular component: cytoplasmic exosome (RNase complex); nuclear exosome (RNase complex). The transcript has a single exon. Gene Ontology annotation, biological process: U5 snRNA 3'-end processing; exonucleolytic trimming to generate mature 3'-end of 5.8S rRNA from tricistronic rRNA transcript (SSU-rRNA, 5.8S rRNA, LSU-rRNA); nuclear polyadenylation-dependent mRNA catabolic process. NCBI's taxonomy places the organism in Eukaryota, Fungi, Ascomycota, Pichiomycetes, Serinales, Debaryomycetaceae. Bases 1 to 1140 code for a protein of 379 amino acids. The record is from RefSeq and is a predicted model, not a curated record.